Molecule: messenger RNA, 582 nt
Organism: Neltuma alba
Lineage: Eukaryota; Viridiplantae; Streptophyta; Magnoliopsida; Fabales; Fabaceae
Exons: 2
Coding region: 1-582 (193 amino acids)
Source: RefSeq, a predicted model, not a curated record
AUGAAUCUCUCUCCUGAAAUUGGUAAAUACCUGGGUUUUCCUCUUAGUAAGAAAAGAAAACCAAGUGAAACUUUCCAAUACAUUGUUGAUCAGGUUCGAUCAAAACUUGAAGCUUGGAAGGCCAACAGUUUAUCUAUGGCUAGUAGGAUUACUCUUUCUAAAUCUGUUUUGAGUUCUAUUCCUCUUUAUCCAAUGCAAGUAGCCCAGAUCCCAAAGAAAAUCUGUACUGAGGCCGAAAGAAGAGAAACUUUAUUUGGGGCCACUGUGAUUCUCGUGGGUGUAGCUGUGUGGAAAUUAUGGAACCGGAGGAAUAGUGCAGCUUUUGACACAACUUUUACUAGACCAAUUAAUACUUCUGCUUAUUUGAGAAACUGGAAACUCUACUCUAUGAACACUAAUUGUGAUGGAGAGGCAAAUCUGAAUGUAAAUUAUGAUGCUAAAACUUCUUAUUCUUGGAUUUCCCCUCCUCCUAAAUGGAUUAAAUUAAAUGUGUAUGGUGCUAUGGCUUUGAACUCCUACAAAGUUGGUUGUGGUGGCUUAUUACGUGACUUUAAGGGCCAUUGGAUUGUUGGAUUUGCUUAA